AGCGGCGGAACGGGAUUGGGAUGGGUGAAGGAGAAUGGACGAUGCACGAGUUGCCCGGCUAACGACGUGGGAUGAGAAAGCAACUGGAAAGAUGACACGUGACGACGAUAUGGGCGUUUUGUGCAGAGAACAAGGCACUAAAACGUAAAAACUCGAUUAGUGCGACGAAACGAGAGAGAAAGAGAAGAUGCCGAGCAGCAGGUUUACAGGGUCUGUAACUACGCCGACCGUGGCUUUGUCAAUCGACACCGGCAGCCCCUUGCUCGAUCACACCCUCGAUGGUUUCUUGAAGAUCGCCGGCGUAGCAGCGACCAGAUCACUUGGAGAGGAUGCCUAUCAUGCCGCCAGAAAAGGAUCUGAAAAUCUUUUUCGGUUUUCUGGGCAGCUGAAGAAGAUGUGCAAGGAAGGUGCUUACUGGGGGACAGUUGCUGGAGUUUACGUGGGGAUGGAAUAUGGGGUGGAGAGGGUCCGAGGAAGAAGAGACUGGAAGAACGCAAUGCUUGGAGGGAUGGCGACAGGGGCGCUGAUGUCUGCCGCCACAAACAAGGGCACAGACAAGGUUGUCACAGAUGCCAUAACUGGAGGCGCCAUUGCCACUGCUGCCAAGUUCCUCAACUAUCUGGUCUAACCUGGGAUCAAGUAGCAAGUUUGCUGCAGAAAACAUAAUGAUUCAUUAGAAGCCAUUAGAGUUUUAUUAUGCAUGUUAUGUUGUGUUGCUGCUUUAAUUGUGCGAAUCAAUGUAUGUCAAGCUUUUCAAGUGGACCAAGAGUGCCAGAGGAGCCUUUCCUGUGUGUUCUUUGCGUCUGCUUCCAGCAAAAAAUGUAUCAGAACUUUUGCCUUGCCAAAUUACUAGUUUUCCCAGUAAUCAUUGAUCCAACUUCUUAUCAUGAUAUGUGGUAUCAAGGAUUGUUUCCCUCAGUUUGAAACCAA
Messenger RNA from Linum tenue, 930 nucleotides. NCBI's taxonomy places the organism in Eukaryota, Viridiplantae, Streptophyta, Magnoliopsida, Malpighiales, Linaceae. The record is from the annotation of a GenBank genome assembly.